Molecule: messenger RNA, 454 nt
Organism: Carassius auratus (goldfish)
Lineage: Eukaryota; Metazoa; Chordata; Actinopteri; Cypriniformes; Cyprinidae
Product: POM121 and ZP3 fusion protein-like
Exons: 4
Coding region: 122-358 (78 amino acids)
Biological process (GO): binding of sperm to zona pellucida; positive regulation of acrosome reaction; egg coat formation
Cellular component (GO): extracellular matrix
Molecular function (GO): acrosin binding
Source: RefSeq, a predicted model, not a curated record
GUAAACCUCUCUUCACCCACUCUUUAUCAGGUGCCUUGUGGAUGCCAAGGCUACGGCUUCCAGCUCCCACUUCUUGCCUCGGACCCAGGAAGACAAGAUCCGGUUCCAGCUGGAGGCUUUCAUGUUCCAGGGAGGAUCCAGUCCUUCUAUCUACAUAACUUGUACCGUGAAGGCCACUCUUGCUUCUGCACCCAGUGACGCUCUCCACAAAUCCUGUUCCUUUUCCAACGGGUGGCUUGCUGCUGAUGGGAACCACCAGGUUUGUGCUUGCUGUGACUCAACAUGUGGUCCUGAAGGGGACGUGAUGCUCCUAUUGGGGGUGUUCAUUGGGAAGGCAAGGCCUCACUCGGUCCUGUAAUGGUUCAAGGACGACAGAAGACUCUAGCAAGACUUCAAUAAAUGGGUGUUGGAAACCCUAUUGCUGACUUUCAAUAAAUGCACAACCUUGUUCUUG